UGGAGCGCUCAUUAUAUAUUUUUUUUUACCUCGGAAACAGAACGCCGGAAAAUAUCAGCAUUUCUUAUCAGCUAUCACUGUCGACAGACUUGCUCACUUUCGACUCAUUGUGGUGUUGGAAAGUUCUUGUUCGACUGAAAAGAUGAGCUUUUUGUUCGGAAGUCGCUCAUCAAAGACGUUUAAGCCGAAGAAGAACAUUCCAGAAGGCUCUCACCAGUAUGAGCUGCUGAAGCAUGCUGAGGCCACACUGGGCAGUGGGAACCUGCGAAUGGCUGUCAUGCUGCCAGAUGGAGAAGACCUUAAUGAAUGGGUGGCAGUCAACACUGUGGACUUCUUUAACCAGAUCAACAUGCUGUAUGGGACCAUCACUGACUUCUGUACGGAAGACAGCUGCCCACUCAUGUCCGCUGGACCCAAGUAUGAGUACCACUGGGCUGAUGGCACCAACAUUAAGAAGCCAAUCAAAUGCUCUGCACCCAAAUACAUUGAUUAUCUGAUGACCUGGGUACAGGACCAGCUGGAUGAUGAGACUUUGUUCCCCUCUAAGAUUGGUAAGAUGGUUUGGCAUGGUUAUUGUCAUGAUGGUUGUCUCUCUCUCACCCCUGUGUUUUCUCUGUGUCUUUGUUUCUCUCUGUGUACAGGAGUGCCGUUCCCUAAGAACUUCAUGUCGGUGGCGAAGACCAUUCUGAAACGUCUGUUCAGAGUCUAUGCUCACAUCUACCACCAGCACUUUGACUCUGUCAUCCAGCUACAGGAGGAGGCGCACCUCAACACCUCCUUCAAACACUUCAUCUUCUUUGUGCAGGAGUUUAACUUGAUUGACAGGAAGGAGCUGGCACCUCUGCAGGAGCUGAUUGAGAAGCUAACCUCCAAGGACAGAUAGAGUCUCGUGCCCCGCCUCUCUCGUCCCUGUACAGACAGUCUGGCUUCAGCCUCUCUCGUCCCUGUCCAGACAAUCUGGCUUCGCUCUGUCCUGGUGUGGCACCUCUUAGAACGAUGGAAAACGGCUAACUUUCACACUCAAAAGUAUUAGCGGCAGGGCCUUUCAUGGGGUUAUGAUUUCUCUUUCUGCUUCUGCGUUUUUACACAUGUUUCCCAGGCACUCUGUUCCCUCUGUAUCCAAGUGCCUGCUGUAGCCUUUGCCUAAUCCUCAAAUUGUAAUGUCUGAUUUCCCCUGUGUAUCCAAGUGCCUGUUCUGCCCUUUCCCCAGUCCCCAAACUCUAAUGUCUGCCUAAAGUGCACCACUACAGAAUGCUGAGUGUUUGGAGCACCUGGGAAACUAUGAAAGCAUGCUUGUCAUUUGUACUACUGAAGAGAAGUAGACUGGAACUAAUGAAUAGUGACUGAAGCAUCGUAAAGCCCUACAGAAGACAAAAAUAACUAAACACCCAAGUUAUGUCAUGACAGGGUUUGUCUGUCCCUCUGUUCUUAUGUCUUUUGGAAAAGCUUGGACCAUACCUGGACCAUGUGAGUAGAAUUGUGCUUUAGCUUGUUUUGAUUCUUACCCUGUGUCAACCUUACGGUGCACACACCUCCCUGUGUUUGGCUCUGCUCUAGGCCUGUUUUCUGGCUGCUUCCAUGCUAGUGUGGUUAGUUUGAAACAGGUUAACACUUAAGUGAAGCAGAUGGUAAAGUAGUAGUGUCUGGUGUUGGGGAGAAGUAAGCUUUACUAUGCAAUACGUCAAUGUUUUUUUUUAACUAUAUCUGUGAUUUUACAAGGCUGCCGUCAGCUGUCUGCAUCUACCUGCCAAAAUCCCAGCUCUGUCAGACAGUGAGAUUAGACCAGCUGCUGUAUUCUGCUGUGGCACCUCCGUGCUCCCUGACAGAUUGGUGUUCUGUAAGGUCGUGACCUCUGCACAUGCCUAUGUUUGAUAUGAAAGCACAUGGGGUCGGCCCACACCAUGCCAUCUCAGAGCUGGGGUGGUCACGGAGGGGAGGGGCUUUUAGAAACACAACACUCAUGAACAUUCACAUCACUAACAUCUGUCUAAAUUCUCUCCUUAGCUUUUGUAAAUGUUUUAAGGUGCAUAAUAUUUUAACACCGAGUUUAUCUUCAGUGUUGGCAGUGAUUAAUCUGACAUUCGGUUGACAGUAUAAAAGCAGAAACACACGUCAGAGAUGUAAAAAAAUGCUGCGUAAUUUGAGGAUGGGGACAUUUUUAAAAAAUGUAGUUGCAAUUUGUGUACAUUUUCUUAAUUUUAUCAUUAAUAUCGGUUAUCAUUAAUAUUGGUUGCACUUUGGAUUUUCCAUUUUAGAGGUUGUAAGUCCCCCGGAAAGCUACCUCUCCUGAAUUUUACAGUAACACUCUAACGAUGCUGCCAACUCUGGCCACUGUCAGUGAUCUCGCCCCCGCUGUCAGUGAUCUCACCCCGCUGUCAGUGAUCUCACCCCCGCUGUCAGUGAUCUCACCCCGCUGUCAGUGAUCUCGCCCCCGCUGUCAGUGAUCUCACCCCCGCUGUCAGUGAUCUCACCCCCGCUGUCAGUGAUCUCACCCCUCUGUCAGUGAUCUCAGCCCGCUGUCAGUGAUCUCGCCCCCGCUGUCAGUGAUCUCGCCCCCGCUGUCAGUGAUCUCGCCCCCGCUGUCAGUGAUCUCAGCCCGCUGUCAGUGAUCUCGCCCCCGCUGUCAGUGAUCUCGCCCCCGCUGUCAGUGAUCUCACCCCCGCUGUCAGUGAUCUUAACCUGCUCUGCUCUGACUGCUGGAUGAGCGAUUGGGAUAAAGCCCGUGCGAAUGUCAGUGCUUAUGAAUGUGUACAUUAUGUCAAUGUUCCAGUGUCAGCCAAUGGCAGAAAGAUGUGUAAGAUUUACAGAGUACACUAUUUCAGAAACAUAUACAUCCUUUUGAAAAACACCACACAUUUUGACUAGAAUGAUGUAAAUAUUGUAAACAGAUUGGGCAUGCAGUGGAAUGAUUUAAAAAGAAGCAGAUCUUUUUUUGUGGUACAAAACUGAAUGAUGUUUAUAGAAUAAUAAAGUUUGUUUG
Messenger RNA from Chanos chanos (milkfish), 2980 nucleotides. It is a transcript of the gene mob1ba, whose product is annotated as MOB kinase activator 1Ba. Bases 143 to 883 code for a protein of 246 amino acids. The record is from RefSeq and is a predicted model, not a curated record. The transcript is spliced from 6 exons. Lineage: Eukaryota; Metazoa; Chordata; Actinopteri; Gonorynchiformes; Chanidae.